This is a messenger RNA of Wasmannia auropunctata (little fire ant), 2739 nucleotides long. RefSeq lists its product as uncharacterized. The record is from RefSeq and is a predicted model, not a curated record. The coding region runs from base 1 to 2739 and encodes 912 amino acids. The transcript is spliced from 2 exons. NCBI's taxonomy places the organism in Eukaryota, Metazoa, Arthropoda, Insecta, Hymenoptera, Formicidae.
AUGGCCACCGCGACUAUAUUCAUACAAGAUCGCGAACGUAAUCUGAUUAAAUGUCGCGCGUUAUUAGACACAUGCGCCACGGCCAGUUUCAUUUCCGAAAGUUUCGUAAGACGUUUAAAACUGCCCGUAACUGCGUGCUCGUUGCCUAUCGGCGCGAUUAAUUCUAUGAACACCGUAUCCAAGGGCGUUAUUCGAAUCGUUAUUCGAUCUCUAUACAGCGAAUUCAGCAAAGAGUUAAUAUGUUUAUCUAUUCCCACUAUAUCAGAUUUAGUGCCGGCUGAAAUCUUUCCACGAGAGACUCUCAAAAUACCGCAUAAUAUACAACUAGCCGAUCCGGAAUUUCACUUACCGCGUCCUGUUGACAUAUUAAUCGGCGCCGGGGCAACCUUGUCUUUAUUCUCGAUCGGUCAAAUUAACUUGUCGCGAACAGAUUGCGAUUUAUAUCUGCAGAAAACGCGUUUUGGCUGGGUCGUGGCAGGCGGGAGCGCAUCGCAAGGUCAUACAAAGGGCGCCACAUGUUCAUUAACUGACGUACAAUUAGCAUUAGAUCAGCAAAUCGCUAAAUUUUGGACAAUUGAAGAGAUAACGAGUAGUUCCCCGAAAUCGUCUGACGAGCGCGAGUGCGAAAGCCACUUCGCGGAAAAUGUUACCCGCGAUAGCAACGGACGAUACAGGGUACGAUUACCAUUUCGUAAGGGCGACAUACGUCUCGGUAAAUCGCGGACGGCCGCUCUUAAACGUUUAUAUUCCCUCGAGCGUAAGCUCGAUUCAGAUCCGGAAUUGAAGUCGGCUUAUUCGCAAGUCAUACAAGAAUAUCUAGAUUUAAAACAAAUGUCUCCUGUCGACGAUUCCCCCGAUGACGGAUUUUAUAUGCCGCAUCACGCCGUGAUUAAAUCUUCGAGCAGUACUACUAAAGUCCGCGUAGUAUUUGACGCGUCGGCAAAAACCAGUAACGGCUUAUCUUUGAACGACAUAUUGUUAGCAGGACCUACUAUCCAAGACACAUUGUUUGCUCAGUUGCUUCGUUUUCGUACGUACAAAUAUGUGCUAUCUGCCGAUAUAGAAAAAAUGUACCGGCAGGUAUUACUUCACGAGGACGAUCAGAGAUACCAGCGCAUUCUCUGGCGGCAGGAUAAUCAAAUCAAAACUUUUCAGCUUAAUACCCUUACAUUCGGCGUGUCUUCUUCGCCUUUUCUUGCAAUACGUACCAUUCAUAAACUCGCGGACGACGAAUACGACGGAUUUCCUAAUGCCGCGAGAAUUCUUAAAUCACACUUAUACGUGGACGAUCUACUGACCGGUACGAACAACGUCGACGAGGCCCGUCGGUUGCGGGACGAGAUUAUCGCGUUAUUAUCGCGAGGCGGUUUCAAUAUCCGACAGUGGGCUUCGAAUGAAAAACGUAUCAUUGAAGAUCUAAAUCCCGAUGCCGUAAACUCGAACCUCGUGCUCGACAAAACCAACACGUUGAAAACGUUAGGGAUAUCGUGGUGCACGCGCGACGACGUGCUGCGUUACUCGGUACGCUCAAUUAAUUGCGCCGGUAAGGUCACAAAACGAAUCGUUAUCUCGGAAAUUGCCAAGAUCUUCGAUCCUUUAGGCAUUUUAGGACCUAUUAUAUUAUAUGCUAAAAAAUUAAUGCAGGAUUUGUGGCGAUCUAAGUUGGAGUGGGACGAAUCCAUUCCUCUUAGCAUACACACCGCGUGGAUCGAUUUCGCGACGCAGUUAGAUUCGAUUACUAAGUUAUCUAUCGAUCGCCCAGUAGUAAUUCCGGAUUAUACCGACGUUCAAAUUCACGGUUUCUGUGAUGCAAGUAAUGUAGGCUACGGCGCUUGUUUGUACAUUCGCUUGAGCGACGGACACGGCAAUAUACAUUGUCGCAUUUUAUGCGCUAAAUCGCGAGUCGCGCCUCUAAAAACGGUAACAAUACCCCGUCUCGAGUUGUGCGGUGCUCUUUUGUUGGCCAAGAUAUACAGCGAGGUGCGCAAAGCGGUAGAGUUACCCUUUAGUAAGGUAAUAUUAUGGACCGAUUCGACUAUCGUGUUGCAUUGGGUGAGGACUUCGCCUCACCUUUUAAAGACGUACGUGUCUCAUCGCGUUGCUCAAAUCCAGGAACUUACUCACACUCAGGCCUGGCGACACAUUCGGUCAAAAGAUAAUCCCGCCGAUGCGCUCUCAAGAGGCCAAUUACCGAACGCCUUUCUAAAUAAUCAAUCGUGGUUCUCGGGUCCGUCGUGGUUAGCAAAGGAAGAAAAUAUAUGGCCAAACGGAAUUACAGAAUUAAAGGAAAUACCAGAACUCAAAAAAAAUAUUUGUCUAACGACAAGCGUCGACGACUGUAGCAUUCUUAGAAAUUAUUCGUCAUAUUUAAAGCUGUUGCGAGUCGUGGCAUUGUGCCUCCGCUUCAGACCGAAGAAUGCAUAUCGCGGACAACUUUGCGCAAGGGAAAUAGAUGACGCGGAAAUUAGAAUAAUGAAAAUUGUUCAAGCAUCCUGUUUUUCACGCGAAUUGAGGGAACUCACAGAUAAACGAUCGAUAACUAAAAGCAACAUCGCCGCGUUGAAUCCGUUCCUCGACGAAAACGGCUUGAUUCGCGUCGGCGGGCUACGACAAACAAAACAAGUUUCUAAUUUCUACCACGAUAUAAUGUCGCCACUGUUAACGCGGAGUUCGUGCCUGACUAGGCAGGAGCCUUCUUCUUCUCAUAGCCCUUGGUUGUCAGAUCCGUAUGGAUCUUAG